Messenger RNA from Lycium barbarum (goji berry), 651 nucleotides. RefSeq lists its product as uncharacterized. The coding region runs from base 1 to 651 and encodes 216 amino acids. The record is from RefSeq and is a predicted model, not a curated record. Lineage: Eukaryota; Viridiplantae; Streptophyta; Magnoliopsida; Solanales; Solanaceae. The transcript is spliced from 2 exons.
AUGAUAGGAGGGGACUUCAAUGUGGUGUUGAAUGAUGAAGAGAAAAUAGGAGGGAUACCUAUUCUUGCUCAAGAUAUUAAAGAUUUUGCUUUUUGUAUCAACUCUUGUGAAUUGGAGGAAAUUCAGUUCAAGGGAAACCCUUUCACUUGGUGGAAUGGAAGAGCCACUAAUGAUUGCAUUUUUGAAAGAUUAGAUAGGAUGCUGCUGAAUGCAGAGUUACAAAACUGGUUUACUCAUUUGGAGGUGGAGCAUUUGGCUAGAACUUGUUCUGACCAUGCUCCAUUAUUAUGUACUUAUGGGGAAGUUACUCAGAAUCAACACAGACCUUUCAAAUUUCUCAAGUUUUGGGUGGAUUAUGAAUCUUUCUUUGGCACAGUUGAAUCUACUUAUGGGGAUAUCUUCAAGCAAUUCAUCAUUAGAGAGGAAAUUGUGAGAAUUAAGGAAAAUUUGUUUGAAGAAUCUCCUAGUAGUGGGAAUAGAAGUUUGCUUCAACAAUCCCAAGCUGAACACAAAAAGUACUUACACUAUGAGGAGGAAUAUUGGAGACAAAAAUAUGGGAUUGACAAGUUUGUGGAGGGUGAUAGAAACACCAAAUUUUUUCAUAAUCUGGUGAAAGGAAGGAGGAAAAGGCUACAAAUUCAGAGGAUUUAA